AUGUCUACGGGCACAUGCUACACAAUGGAGCCCCCUACGGAAGUGGCUGCCGCUGCCACAGCUCAUACAGAGAACCAACCAGCAUAUUCUGCUGACAAUGAGCAUGAAGAUCUAUCGCAAAAUCGCUCUCGGUCAUAUCAUAUCUACCACAACCACUGGCAUCGGGACUAUAAUAUCACCACGCCAACUGGACAACAACUAUACUACGUGGACAGCUCCUCAUUUACAGUCAAUAAACCAGACCUGACCGUUCAUAUGGGAAUCGACAACAAGGCACCUGUUAUAGCGACGUGCAAAUUCAUGCACUUCUCAAGGGACUUCUGCGUCGGACUUGGAGACCCGCAGAGCCCAAACCAGGUUGACUGGGAGGACGUCAUUUGCCAAGGGUUCCGUCGCAAUAACUACCGCUGGCAGAUGAACCUCCCAAGUGGGCGACACACAUUCGUCUGGAAGAGGACGCAUUCCGUUGGUGUGGAGGAUGUCCCAUUAUCCUCUAUCAGUUAUCGCAAUUUCAAGCUCGUGGACGAAUCAACAGGCCAGGUGCUGGCGGUAUUCACUAAUGACUACUUGAGUACCAAAAAGGCUGGAGACUUUCAGGUCUAUGCAGACUAUGGAAGAGGGUUUAAUCUCAUCUCUCUCAUUACUGUCCUCGCGCUAUACGAGAAAGGGAGUCGUCGUCAUAGAAGGAUCGCCGCUGCUGGCGGCGGGGCUGGUGGAUAG
Messenger RNA from Aspergillus chevalieri, 720 nucleotides. RefSeq lists its product as uncharacterized. The transcript has a single exon. Lineage: Eukaryota; Fungi; Ascomycota; Eurotiomycetes; Eurotiales; Aspergillaceae. The record is from RefSeq and is a predicted model, not a curated record. The coding region runs from base 1 to 720 and encodes 239 amino acids.